AUCUAGCAGUGCCCCUCAAGCCCAGGCGUCUCUUCUUUAGGGCUAAAAUUCAUAGCCCAACUCAAUCCUAUAUGUGCCUUUGAGACAUUCCAAAAACUGCUCUCCAAAUCCCAGAGUAAACUUCUCUCUAGUCAAGUUCAACUCCCCGUAAAGAGAAACUCAAGAAACCUGCGUUAUCGACAGAAUCCACUUCAACCCACUCUUUCUUCACCAUUUCAAAAUUUCCACCUCCAAAUCACAUUUGAACCCUUUUGAAACUCUGGUUUAAUCAAAUCCAGUCUCUCUCUCUUCCCCAAGCCAUGGACAACCUCCAAGGCUACAGAGACGAAGACGACGAAGAAGACGAAGAAUCGAAACCCACCACCACCGCCACCCCCACAAUCACAACAACCGAACAACCCAUUGAACCAAGAGAAGCCAUUGACCCAAGCGAACCCACCACCGACGAGCCCGACGCCGACCCCAUUAACCCACAAUCCAACGACCUGCAAAACGGCAACAAAACCGAAACUGAAGCCUCCGAAGACCUCUCCGAGUCCCUGAAAUCCCAAGAAAACGACAACGACAAUGAAAACGACAACGACGACGAAGACCCACCUCCCAAGAAGCAGAAGCAGCUCUCUUCCCUCACGAUCCAGCUCUCUUCAGACCAAGAUCAAACCCCAUUGCCCCAACCCAGCUCCAACGGAGUCGCCCUCCCGGCCCCAACCGCCCCGAAUUCCAAGAAAUCGAAGAAGAAGAACAACAAUGUAUGGGUCACCAAGUCGACCCGAAAGGGGAAAAAGAAGAGCAAGGCCAAUAACAACAACAACCACAAUGCCCCUGCAGACGACACCGUUUUGAUCACUCCGGUGACGCGGUUCCCGGAUAAAACCGACGACACCCCGGACAUGACAAUCUGCCUUUCCAAGGUCUACAAGGCAGAAAAAGUCGAGGUGAGUGAGGACAGAAUGAGUGCUGGCAGUACAAAAGGGUAUAGAAUGGUUAGGGCCACUAGGGGAGUUGUUGAAGGUGCUUGGUAUUUUGAAAUAAAGGUGGUGAAUUUGGGGGAGAGUGGGCACACUAGGCUGGGUUGGUCCACUGAGAAAGGGGACUUGCAGGCGCCAGUUGGGUAUGAUGGGAAUAGUUUUGGGUAUAGGGACAUUGAUGGGAGUAAGGUGCAUAAGGCUUUGAGGGAGAAGUAUGGUGAGGAAGGGUAUAAGGAAGGUGAUGUUAUUGGGUUUUAUAUAAAUUUGCCGGAUGGGGGUUCGUAUGCCCCGAAACCGCCUCACUUAGUUUGGUAUAAGGGGCAGCGGUAUGCUUGCGCCCCUGACACGAAGGAGGAUCCUCCUAAAGUUGUGCCUGGAAGUGAGAUAUCCUUCUUCAAAAACGGGGUAUGCCAAGGAGUUGCUUUUAAGGAUCUAUAUGGUGGCCGUUACUAUCCUGCUGCUUCAAUGUAUACCCUUCCCCAUCAACCAAAUUGCGUGGUCAAGUUCAACUUUGGUCCUGAAUUUGAAUUCUUUCCAGAAGAGUUUGGUGGACGUUCAGUGCCCCAGCCCAUGGUUGAAGUUCCUUAUCAUGCAUUUGAAAACCGAGUUGAAAAUGGAGUCUCCGAUGAGAAGAAACAAUAGCCAGCAAGCAGCCCAAUUCAUCCAUAUUAUUAAGUGUUCUGGAGUUGCCUAAAGCCAACAAAAAACAAGAAAAGGAAACCUUCAUGGAUUUGGGAGAAUGAUAUGAGUUUAACUUCCCUUUGUAAUUUUGAUUGUGCUAAAAGUAUAAUUAAAAAUGAAUUGACAAACACUGUAUUCUUGGCCUUUAUCUGACAAGUUCUGAUGGAAAAUAUAAUGAUAUUGCAUGGCCUGAUAUUGUCCUGA
Prunus mume (Japanese apricot) is the source of this 1853-nucleotide messenger RNA. It is a transcript of the gene TRO, whose product is annotated as histone H3K4 methyltransferase TRAUCO. NCBI's taxonomy places the organism in Eukaryota, Viridiplantae, Streptophyta, Magnoliopsida, Rosales, Rosaceae. The record is from RefSeq and is a predicted model, not a curated record. Gene Ontology annotation, cellular component: Set1C/COMPASS complex. Gene Ontology annotation, molecular function: protein binding; transcription cis-regulatory region binding.